GUCCUAGGAUGGUUUUCGGAUCCAUGUAAGCCUGAUCAAGUCAGAGUUCAUGCUGAGGAGAGAGUCUGACACCCACAGCCUGUUUACCUCUGGAGAGACAUCUGAUAAUCACUGUGAGCAUUGGUGAUUUCCAUGUCUGGCAGGAGCAGCCUAAUCAGCGCCUGUUUUUCAGCUCUUGAAAAUACAAGAAGAGGGAUGAGAGGCAUCAAAGAGUCAGCGGUUCAUCCUCUCCGUCUUUUGUCUGUGUCUCAGAUGGGGGCGAGUUGUGAAGAGGUAGAUGUAGUGUGUCUGUGCGAGGCAGCUCCCUGCACACUUUACUCAGAAGCACACACGCCUACGCUGGAAGCUCCGCUAUGUGAACACUGUGGAAAAAACCGAGUCAUGUUAACCAGGUUCUCUGAGGGAUAUGGAACAGAGGAGGAGUGCGGACUAUCUGACCCUCAGGGGGAAAGCGACGCAGACGCUGACAUAGAGGACACAGACUGCAGACUUCAGGAGCACAGUUCUCUUCAGCGAAUCAGCUCGCGCAGACGCAAGCGUCCGCGGGUGGCGCGUCAAGACACGACGGAGAGCGAGGAUGACGGUGGGCGGAGCCACAAAAGCCAUCGCUGGAACCUGCGGCUCAGCCCUGACAGAGCGCACAGCAGGACCAUCCUGGAGGAGAGCGUCUCACAGGUGAGGCCACUGAUCAUCGCCAGGCCCAACGCUGAGAUGCAGAACAGUCCAGCAGAUUGGCCCCCAGGCUCUGAAACGAUGUCCCUGUGGCCCCCGUCCCUCUCUCUCCCCAUCAAACUCCUGCUGCUGCUGCCGCUCUCCCUCUCUCUCGUCAUUCUGAUCAUCUCCUACUUGCUGCCCUGGACGGCCACAUGACGGCGUUUUUUCAACCGUCACACUAACGUCAUCCUGCAAUAUUCUAUAGUAGAUAAUUUAGCCUUUAAACCUUAGUAAGGAUUAUAAAAGCAGUUAAAGAUGAUUAGAACUGAUGAUUCGUGUCAAAUGGUUUUCUUGCUACAUCAUAAGGCAACGCUUUUUAUGGAGCGAACAGUCGCAGUAGAAAUAAAAAUACAAGCCGAGUUCUUGGCUGCGUCUCACCCUAAGUUUCAGUUUCUCACCCCCUCGUUUGUAAAAAUAGACCUUGAUCUGGAGGGGGGGAGGAUAUCAGGGCUGCACAGAACCUUUUAAAACCCUUCAUAGGAAAACAUGUGAAAGGCGACGCUCAAACACUAUGCAAUUCUGUCCCUCCGGCAUUGAGAGGGUUCUUAAUGAUCUUCUAUGUCACCGUGUCCUUGGCCCUUUUGCCCCUCCCCUUUUCUGUUCUUAUAGUGCUCUGAAUAUUGUUCAGAUAAAGCGUCUCUAUGGUUCGAUCAACAGAACAUCUUAUUGAUGCACAUAAUAAUAAUAAUAAUUUUAUUUAUUUAUAUGUGUUCAAAGGGAAAUAUGCUGACCUCAAAACAAAAUAAGCUUUUGUGGAAAAAUGCUGUAACUGUACAAUUCAUUCAUAUAAAACCACAUAUUACCAUAAUGUAAACAUGACAAGUGCUGAUCUUAUUUAUUUUAAAUUAUGUUUAAUUGCUGUUUAGAAAACCGACCUUGACAAUCAAUCAUGCUAGUUGUUACAAGCUGAAAUGCAAAACUGGUAAAAGCAUUUCAGCUUCUCUGUACUGUAUAACAUUUAUUCAUUUGUUCAAUUUUGUUGUUUUAUUUAUACUUUGCAUUGCUAUUUAAUCUUUUUGUGCUGCUUUCCAGGAGAGAAAAGUGGUGAUUAUUAUUUAUUAGUAUUAUUUUGGUCUGUAUUCUA
Messenger RNA from Cyprinodon variegatus (sheepshead minnow), 1798 nucleotides. RefSeq lists its product as uncharacterized. Bases 133 to 870 code for a protein of 245 amino acids. The record is from RefSeq and is a predicted model, not a curated record. The transcript has 8 exons. Lineage: Eukaryota; Metazoa; Chordata; Actinopteri; Cyprinodontiformes; Cyprinodontidae.